UAGCAAAAAACAUCUAUUUGUUUAGAGUUCGAACAUUUUCUUGUUCUCAUUGAUGCUGAUUGUUAAGCUGAUUUUCUCGGAAAACAAAUUAUUCUUACUUAUGAACAUGCAAUUUUCACAUGAUGAAUCAACCAAACCAUUCUUUAUUCUUCUCUUAUUAUAUAGAUUUCACAAAAUAAUUAUGCACACACGCUAUAAAUUGUGUGCGGCUUUUUUUUUCUAGAACAGAAAAAUGCAAAUAUUCAUUUCUGUUUACAAAAGUGUGACCUAUCUUGUUUCAGUCGAUGUUGAUUACAGUCAAAUAUCAUUUUUAUUUUGUUAUAAUUCUUUUCUCUUUGUCAUUUUUUUUUAUUCAUUCACAUUUGAGUGUUUGUUAGUCAUAUAUGUGUUACAGAUAAUAAAACAUUAUAACAUAAAGAGGUGACAGUAACAACAUGAAUAAAUCAUUCUCUGAUCAAAUCAAAAUUAUAAUAAAAUUUGCAGUAUGAUUCCCGAUUUACUUUUAUAACAGCAACUUAUAUCAUUUUAUUUUUCACUCGUCCGACUGAAACCUAUUUUGUAAAGUAGGAAAAAUCAUAUACACUACACGUUAAAGUAUGAGAUACAUGAAUAGCAAGAAUCAUUUAUAUUUCAUCAUUUUCAGGGAGUGUUUCAUUGAAAUAGACCUUAUGUCAUUAUGAGUUGAUAUUAUAGGGAAAACUUCUCAGAAAUGAGCCUAACUAA
Messenger RNA from Rotaria sordida, 723 nucleotides. The record is from the annotation of a GenBank genome assembly. NCBI's taxonomy places the organism in Eukaryota, Metazoa, Rotifera, Eurotatoria, Philodinida, Philodinidae.